AUGCCUCCGUCGUCGACGCCCGCCACCGCGCUCGCACCCGAGCAGCCGGUCCGCGUCUCGUCAGAGCUCCAUGCUGCCCUCAUUGACCUCUGCACGGGCAUCCUGCCCGCCUACCUCGUCGGCGUCCCCGUCCUCGCGCUUCAGUGCUACGUAGACGCCCUCAUCCGCAUCGAAAACGGCCAGCAGCCCCUCCCCGCACGCCUCGACGCCGAAUACUCCAAGCUCGUCCAGAAGGCGUACAAGUUCGGCGGCCGCCCCUUUGAGCCCAGCCCCAUCUCGCUCCAGGCCUGCCACGCCCUCGACCGCGCCCUCGUCGCCCUCGGCCUUGACACCCUCCACUCAUUCUUUGCUAUCGUCUCGCUCUCGGGCGUAGACCAGCGUACCUGUCACAAGCUCAACGCCGACCCCGCCACCUUCGACGCCGCGAAACCCGCCAACGGCAGCAAGCGGGCCACCAAGAAAUCAACCGCCGCCGCCGCUGGCCCGCCCCCGGAGACUGUCGGCCUCAGCAUCGUCGCCACCUCGAGCUGGAACAUGAGCCCUCCCUGCCUCCACCACUGCAACGACCCGGACCUCUUUGCCCGCGUCAACCGCCUCGGCGACGACGGCACCUGGCUUCUCGACCCGGCCAACUUCAACCGCCUCGUCGCCGCCGUGCACCAAGAGGGCGCGUCCCUCGACGACACAUUCACCAUUGCCGCCGUCCUGGCCACCCGCAUGCUCGGCGGCGGACCCGACGGUUACCAGCACAUCCACGAACACAGCUACUACCGCGCUCCCAACGUCGAAUUCGAGGCCGCAGAGCCCUACACCGCCGCAGAGCGAGAGGUCGACGCCGCCAUCCGCGCGCUCCUCGAAAAGGACGACUGGAAAGCCAAGGCGGCCGACGAGACCAUCGCCGCCAAAUGGAGGCAGGAGGCCAUCGACCAGCAGGGCUUUUCCCCCAGCCAGGCCGACUACCUGAUCGCCAAGAUGCGCUACAUGGCCACCAACCCACCUCGUCGUGGCGUCGAGUACAGCGGCGUCCCCGGCGUGUACGUUUCCGACGUCCUCGUCGGCCCCCAGACCGUCGACGCGCUCAAGCGGACGGUGGGCGAGUACGCGCAGUCGAUCCCAGAGACCCGGCGCGACUACCACCCGCGCUCCGACGACCAGGUGUGGAACCUGGUUCACCCCUCGCUCCACCCGCUGCAUGCAUUCACGCCGGUCCUGCCCGCCGAGUUUUCGAGCUGCUCGGACGGCCAGCCCUCGGUGCUCGCAUACAACGCAACCGCGCUGCUCAAGCGCCUACAUCCCGGCGAAGAGGGCAAGCGGGCCGCCGCCGACGUGGCCAUGAGCGACGCGGACAAGAAGCUCGAGGCGGAGUCGGCCGGCGCCGCGAUGAAGGCGCCAUACCCUCCCACGCUCGAUGGGCUCACCAUCACGCUUCCGGACCUGCCCAAAUCCGAGUCCGAAUCCGGCACCAAGUACCGAUGGCUACCCGCCGAGAUCCGCGUCGACGUCGACGCCGGCUCCGGCACGCCCAGCGCCAGCUUCGUGUCGUACAUCAACGGCCUUUCGCCGUUCCAGGACCGCACGCUUGCCCUCUACGAGCCCCUGGCGGCGGCAUUUGCGGCGUUGCUGCCGGCGUUUGAGAGCGUGCUGGCGUCGUUCCCGCAGCGCGGAGACACGGCGUUCCUCUCGCCCACGGGCACACCGUUUUCGCAGGAGGUGCCCAACAGCCGCAAGGAUCUGCUCUACUUCGAGUACUUUACGCCCUCGAUUGACGAGGUCAAGGAAAAGUGCAAAGACGUCGACGUGAUGGCCAUGCAGAACCUCUACUGGUGCGCCGACGAGGACGACCGGCGCGAGGCGCUGGUCGAGCAGGAGUGGGAGGACAACAAGGAGUUUGUGCGCCCGCCCGUGGCGCCGUUUGAGCCGCCGACGCUGCGCAAGGUCGAGCUCGGCGGGCGUACGCUGCAGGUGAUUGUCAAGGUGUCGACGAUCCUGCUGACCCCGGACAAGCCGUCGUACGCCGGCGGCUCGUGGCACCUCGAGGGCACCGUGGGCGAGCACAUCUGCGCCACGGGCAUCCACUACCUCGACUCGAACAACGUGACGGACGCCUCGCUCAGCUUCCGCAUGGCCGUCGACGCCGAGUCGAUGUCGAUGCGGCCGGAGCAGAACCAGUUUGAGCACCUGCUCCACCUCUACGGCAUCGAGCAGGAACAGACGGCCACCCACCAGGUGCUGGGCUCGGUGCGCACCCGCCCGGGCAGCAGCAUCGCCUUUCCCAACUCGAUGCAGCACCAGCUGUCCGGAUUCGACCUCGUCGACGCCUCCCGGCCGGGCCACCGCACCAUUGUCCUCUUUUGGCUCAUCGACCCGGCCCACCCGGUCGUCUCGACGGCCAGGGUGGUGCCGCAGCAGGUCGGCUGGCUCAAGGACGCCACCCGGCACCUGUGGAGCGACUCGAGCAGCCGCCUCUCGCAGCUGCCACCCGAGCUCAUCGAGCGCAUCUUUGACACGCUCGACGCCGCGGUACGAGCCGACGAGGAGGCGCGCUCCGCCACGGCCAUGAAAGGCGCCAAGGAGGGCCGCACCGGCGGUGACGGCGGCGCGGCCUCGUACCUGAUGAGCACCGAGAGCGCGCUCGAGCACCGCCUCAAGCUCAUGGACGAGCGCACCGCCGCCGUCCUGGCCGACAAUGACUCUCGCUUCGACGACGUGUACUCUUUCUGCGAGCACUGA
Molecule: messenger RNA, 2730 nt
Organism: Pseudozyma flocculosa PF-1
Lineage: Eukaryota; Fungi; Basidiomycota; Ustilaginomycetes; Ustilaginales; Ustilaginaceae
Exons: 2
Coding region: 1-2730 (909 amino acids)
Source: RefSeq, a predicted model, not a curated record